AAAUACAGAAAACUUAGAAAUUGAUUGAUUUAUUAAUUGUUAUUAAUUGCAACUAAAUUAACGUCAAUUAAGACCUAAUGGCCACUGUUUUGAACGCAGUGUUGAUGAUAUUGGCCAUCGUUGCACAAGAGGUCAAAUGUCAAUCAAAUUUGCAUUUCGUUUAUUUACCAAAAUCCGUCAGAUUUUCACCAAAAUUAGAUCCAAUUAAGACUUCAUCCAUCGCUGAUUUGCUUUCAUUAACUCUGGGAUACUCUUUGCCAAAGUCUUUGGAUUGGAAAUCAUUUGAUUCCAUUACUGAUGUCUUUUCAUUACCGAAAGCUUGUCUAACCGUAAGACUUGUUGGUCAACACAACUUUGAAUUUGACGGAACACAAGACAUACCAAUUGAAGAGACACAAGAACUGAUCACUCAAUGGGAUGUUUUUCGACAAAGAACUGAACAACGAUUUUCAUCUGAAAAUAGAGUUAUUCUGAGACUUGAUUCACAAGAAAUCUUAACUAACAAUCAAAUUGACAACAAAUUCAAUAUUCUUUCAAACGAUGAAAAACUGAAUAAAGGUUUGAAAAGACUUGAAUUACAAGAAUUGUUGUCAAAUGUCGAUCAAAACGACAAGAAUAUAAAGUCUUUGGUUAUUGAAUUGGAAACAAUUUAUCAGUUCUUAGAAAUGGUUAAUGGUAUCCGACAUAAGACAUCAUCAUUUAGGGAUUUGUAUUGGUUUGACGUCAGAUCAUUUGCACCAAUUUUAGACCACAAUAAAUACGAUGAAUCAGUUCGAAGAAUUGCUCGAAAUUUACUCAAUUCUCUUAUAGAAAAGAUGACUCAAGAUAUAACACAAUUAUACAGUAAUAAAGUUGUCGUAACUGUCAUUGAAGAUCGUUAUCAAUCACCGCAUUUGAUCCGAAAUGUUCGGGCAUCAGAAGACAAGGAUCUCAAUUUGGCGCACGUUUUCGACCCGAACUUUCACUCGGCUUUCGCGACCAUUGCUUUUACUACUAUUCUGAUAGCUGUGGCCGUAUUUGGUAUAUCAGUGGCCAUGUGGAACAUUGAUCCAGGCAAAGACUCCAUCAUCUACCGAAUGACAUCACAGAGGAUUAAAAAGGAUCAGUAGUCUUGUGGUUAUCACUAGUCGUUUGGUCAGUCGUCUCAUAUUUAUUCCAGAAGUUAUGAAUGUUUGCAAUAAAACCAAAAAGUGAUUCAUUUGUUUCAUUUUAUUCGCCGCGUGCCUCCUCUCCCUUCCCUCCCUUUCCUCUCUCU
Messenger RNA from Oppia nitens, 1255 nucleotides. It is a transcript of the gene ATP6AP2, whose product is annotated as renin receptor-like. The record is from RefSeq and is a predicted model, not a curated record. Bases 78 to 1109 code for a protein of 343 amino acids. The transcript is spliced from 8 exons. Lineage: Eukaryota; Metazoa; Arthropoda; Arachnida; Sarcoptiformes; Oppiidae. Gene Ontology annotation, biological process: positive regulation of Wnt signaling pathway. Gene Ontology annotation, molecular function: signaling receptor activity. Gene Ontology annotation, cellular component: external side of plasma membrane; membrane.